CUGCCGUGGCAAGGUCUAGAAGGGGCAGAAGCCACCACCCAGAGCAGACCAGCCAGCAGAGCAGUGCCGGUGCACCGGGCAGAAGCUGGGAGGAGAUGGGCUCGGCGAUGGAGCACGGGGGACCCUAUUCACGGGCAGGGGGCAGCCCCAGGGGCUGCUGGUACUACCUGCGCUAUUUUUUCCUCUUUGUCUCGCUCAUCCAAUUCCUCAUCAUCCUGGGCCUUGUCCUCUUUAUGGUCUACGGCAACGCGCACGUGAGUACCGAAUCCAACCUGCAGGCCACCGAGCGCCGGGCUGACGGCCUCUACGGCCAGGUGGUGGGGCUCACAGCCUCCCAGGCCAACCUGUCCGAGAAGCUCAACCUCACCUCCCGCGCCAAGGAUGCCAUCAUGCUGAUGCUGCUAAACGCCCGCCGCGACCUGGACCGAAUCAACGCCAGCUUCCGCCAGUGUCAGGCUGACCGGGUGAUCUACAUGAACAACCAGCGGUACAUGGCUGCCAUCAUCUUGAGUGAGAAACAAUGCCAAGAACAACUCAAAGAAAGUAACAAGAGCUGCGAUGCUUUGGCCCUCACACUGAACCAGAAAGCCAAGACACUGGAGGUGGAGCUGGCAAAGGAGAAGGUGGUAUGUACCAAAGACAAGGACAGUCUGGCGUUGUGCAAGCGAGCGAUGGAGGAACAGCUGGCCGAGUGCAGCAAAGCCCAGGAGCAGCAGCGGCAGGAGCGACAGCUGGCCGAGGACCGUCUGCAGAAGGUGCAGGCCCUCUGCCUCCCGCUGGACAAGGACAAGUUUGAGAUCGAGCUGCGCAACCUCUGGAGGGACUCCAUCAUCCCGCGCUCCCUUGAAAGCCUGGGCUACAGUAUGUUCCAUCCCCUUGGCUCGGAACUGCCCUCCAUCCGGAGAACCUGCGACCACAUGCCCACCCUCAUGAGCUCCAAGGUGGAGGAGCUGGCCCGGAGCUUGCGGGCUGGCAUCGAGCGUGUGACCCGUGAGAACUCGGACCUCCAGCGCCAGAAGCUGGAGGCCGAACAGGGUCUGCGCGCCAGUCAGGAGGCCAAGGAGAAGGUGGGGAAGGAGGCCCAGGCCCGGGAGGCCAAGCUCCAGGCUGAAUGUGCCCGGCAGACCCAGCUGGCCCUGGAGGAGAAAGCAGUGCUGCGGAAGGAGCGUGACAACCUGGCCAAGGAGUUGGAGGAGAAGAAGCGGGAGGCUGAGCAGCUCAAGAUACAGCUGGCUGUCAGCAACUCGGCCCUGGACACCUGCAUCAAGGCGAAGUCGCAGUCAAUACCAGUGCCAAGACCUGCAGGCCCUGCCCCCAAUCCCCCGCCCAUUGACCCAGCUGGGCUGGAGGAAUUCAAGAGGAGGAUCCUGGAGUCCCAGCGACCCCCUGCCAGCAGUGUCUUAGCAUCAGCUAGUGGCUGAGGAGGCUCUAGGCCCCGAGGACCGAGGGGUGGCCCCGACUCACCGGUCUGGAGACUAGGUGCAGCGAGACGCCCACGGCGAGGGACACAGCCAGGGUGGAGUCAGAUAACGCACGCACGACAAAGGGGGCGCCCUUGGCCUGCGUCCUCUGCUCAUCCUCCGCCACACCGCACCCACACCCCCUAACACUCUCUCCGCACCACACAAUCCCUCACCCCCUAGAUGCCGGGACGACGUCACAGAUGCAGUGACAUCAAUCACACAGACAUGGUGGUGACGUCACACAGAGACAAGGCAAUGACAUCACAGAGAUACACGGCGCCAUCACACACGCACUUUCUGCCCAGCCCUUGCCCAGAAUCACAUCCCUUUGUGCACGCGGGUCAAGGCACCCACAGCAUCCCACACUCAGCUGGAGCAUCUUAGUGCUCCAGGUCUGGGGGAGUGAGAACAGGAAGACAUUCACCUUCGUCCUCCCCUGAGAGUUUCCAGGCCCCCAAGAGAGGGAGCAUCUGGUCCAGGGGACCCCUCAGAGCCCACGAGGGUGCUGCCCCUUCACUCUCUCUCCCCUCCAUAUCCAGCCCUGCCUGUGACCCAUAUAAAUGUUAGUGGCACUAAAUAAAUGUUAUCAAAUCC
Molecule: messenger RNA, 2057 nt
Organism: Lagenorhynchus albirostris (white-beaked dolphin)
Lineage: Eukaryota; Metazoa; Chordata; Mammalia; Artiodactyla; Delphinidae
Gene: PLVAP
Product: plasmalemma vesicle associated protein
Exons: 6
Coding region: 96-1421 (441 amino acids)
Biological process (GO): positive regulation of cellular extravasation; regulation of vascular permeability
Cellular component (GO): caveola
Source: RefSeq, a predicted model, not a curated record